AUGGAUGAGUAUGGCGGGCCGGCGGCGCCGCCCCGGCCGCCCAAGCCGGCGGCGCGCGUCCACAGGCCGACGGGCGCGCGCCAGCCCACCGUGUCACUGCUGCGGCCCCGGCCCGAGGCCGAGCGCGAGCGCAACGCCUACGUGGAGGCGCCGCGAAGAGCUCACGCUGCCGCACCGGUGCCUUCGGCUGCGCACCAGCCCCUUAAGCCGGUGACGACGCAGCCGGCCGCCGCGGCCGACAAGCGGCGCGCCGGCGCCUUACCGGCCGACUCGAUCGUGUGCGAAACCUGUGGACGCUGCCGCUGCGAGCAGUGCGCCCGCCCGAGGCCACUGCCCUCGCGUUGGCUGUGCGGCUCGUGCCUGUGCAGCGCCGAGGCCUGUGUCGACUACGCAUCGUGCAUGUGUUGCGUGAAAGCGCUGUUCUACCACUGCGGGAGCGGCGAGGAGGAAGCGGGCGAGCCGUGCGCGUGCGAGCCGCGGCUGGCGUGCGUCGGCGCGCUGGCGGUGCCGCUGCCGUGCCUGUGGCUGUACUGGCCGCUGCGGGGUUGUGCGGCGGCGGGGCAGGCCCUGUACGCGCGCUGCCGCCGGUCCGGCUGCCGCUGCCCGGAGCCUCCGCCGCGGCUCUCCAGUAUUAUCUAG
Molecule: messenger RNA, 639 nt
Organism: Arctia plantaginis
Lineage: Eukaryota; Metazoa; Arthropoda; Insecta; Lepidoptera; Erebidae
Source: the annotation of a GenBank genome assembly